Culicoides brevitarsis is the source of this 2790-nucleotide messenger RNA. RefSeq names its product protein real-time (gene retm). Gene Ontology annotation, cellular component: cytoplasm. The transcript has 8 exons. Bases 391 to 2436 code for a protein of 681 amino acids. The record is from RefSeq and is a predicted model, not a curated record. NCBI's taxonomy places the organism in Eukaryota, Metazoa, Arthropoda, Insecta, Diptera, Ceratopogonidae.
AAGCGGAUCGAAAAAAUGUUCAGUCUCUGCUGAAAUCUGUCAAAUCAGCUAGAAAAAGACCUGUUCAGAGCCCAAUUAAGCCUUGUCAAAGUGUUUAAACAAGUCAAAAGAACGCUCUUUACUCAUUAACUGACAAUUCGCUUGCGUUCCAAUUCGCAGGGAAGCCAGAAAUUUCCCGAUUCAAUCAUUGGGAAGGAAAAAUUUUGAUUCCUUUUCCGAUCGUAUCAAUUAAAAUUUCGGAAAAAUUAUUAAAAAUUCACUACAUAAGGAUUAUAUGUAACACCCAUCACAAAGGAAAAAUUAAUUUUGAACAAGAGAAGCUGCUAGAACAAGAAAAAAAUCUUUCAACAAAAACAUCCGAAGAGCAAAGGAAAAAAUAAAAAGUGAAAAAUGGUGCAAAAAUACACGAGCCCCGUUCGCAUCUACAAAUACCCGUUCGAGUUGGUCAUGAAAGCAUACGAACGACGCUUUCCGAUAUGUCCCCAGAUGCCAAUUGUGCUGGAUUGCUCAGUGAUUCACGACAUCGAGACAGAAAACGGUGCAAAACGCGAGACAAAACGUUAUUGCAAGCUGGCGGUUGACGCUCCCUAUUUGUUCAAAAAGAUGAUCGGCAUCGAUGUGGCCUUCUUUUUCCAAACAAAUUUCCUGGAUAUGCGCGCCCGAACACUCAACAUCGAAGCAACGAACGAAACUUUCUCGUCGCGCGUCGAAAUUUUCGAAAAGUGUCGCUAUUACGUGCAUCCCGACAAUCCCAAUUGGACCUGUUUCGAUCAAACCGCCACACUGGACAUCAAAAACUUCUUCGGAUUCGAGCAUUCGUUGGAGAAAUGGGGCAUGAAGCAAUACACACAAACCAUCCUCAAGGGCAAGGAAAUUAUUGAGUUUUUCAUUGAAGAGCUGAAAAACGAGGGAAUUACGCAUGUCGAUAAAUGGGUUGAUCCGCCGGGAUACGUGGCACCAACAGAAACGCCCGCUGUCGAGGAGAAAAAAGAAAACCAAGAAGGCAGCAAUAAUUCCGCUUCGAACAACGCAAACAGCGAGGAAAAGAGUUUGAGCGAAUUUUUGGAUGCCGACUACAUUCUCAAGUAUCUCGGGCAAUUAUCGCCCUUGCAGGAAUCGCGUUUGGUGCAGUUGCGACAAAAACUGGAAGAAAGCGAAGUAAAAAAAUAUCCGGAUUACCCGACUUUGUUGCGUUUUUUGCGUGCCCGGGACUUCAGUAUUGAAAAAUCGUACACCAUGUUGGUGGAUUCGUUGAAAUGGCGCGAGGAACAUCGUGUCGAUCACUUGCUGGACGAGUAUCGGAUGCCGUCGGUGUUGACGAAACACUUUCCCGGAGGCUGGCAUGACUUUGACAAAGACGGAAGACCGUUGUACAUUCUCCGUUUGGGGCACAUGGAUGUCAAGGGAUUGCUCAAGUCCAUUGGAGAAGAUGGUUUAUUGAAAUUGACUUUACACAUUUGCGAAGAAGGUCUCAAGAAGAUGCAAGAACAAACGAACCGCGAAGAGAAACCAAUUUGGUCGUGGUGUCUUUUGGUCGACUUGGAAGGACUUUCUAUGCGUCAUUUGUGGCGUCCCGGAGUGAAGGCUCUCUUGAGAAUUAUCGAAGUUGUGGAGCAAAAUUACCCAGAAACCAUGGGACGAGUGUUGAUUGUUCGAGCUCCAAGAGUUUUUCCCAUUUUGUGGACUAUUGUCAGCGCUUUCAUUCAUGAGAACACAAGACAAAAAUUCCUGUUCUUUGGAGGACCUGAUUGCUUGCACAUUGAAGACGGCUUGGAACAUUACAUGCCAGUAGAGAAAAUUCCUGAUUUCCUUGGAGGUCCUUGCACGGCAAACUUUAUAACUCGACCGGAAUCUGUUUCAUCAAAGUUUUAUACCCGUUGCUACACACACGCAUGUCACUGUACUCUCAUACACGAAGGUGGGCUUGUGCCAAAAUCGCUGUACCGCAACGAGUCAAUGGAUGAGCACGAUGGAAGUCAUCACGAUCAUAGUGGUUUGUAUCAAACAAUAAAUCUGACAGCGGGACAAAUUUUCGAGCUCAUGAUCAAAAAUAACGAUCCCAAGAGUGUGAUAACGUGGGACUUUGAUUGUACAAAGGCAGAUGUCUUGUUUACUGUUUAUCACACUGAUAAGGAAUUGCCUAAUGACUUAGGAGAUUCAUAUUCGUCAAUAUUUGACUUGUCUGGUUUCGAGGAAGGUGUCAAUUAUACAAAAGUAGAGCAGACAAUAACGUGUCAUCCAAAGGAGAGUUGUCAAGGCUCUCACGAAAUGAUGUCACACGGUACCUAUAUCCUGCAAUGGCAAUUGCCACCUGGAUCUACAACGGGCGCUCAAUUAAUGUACUUUUACGAAAUCCUGAGCUCAGCAAACUACAAAGGCUCAAUGACUAGUCUACAAUCAGCGAUGAGCAUUGCCAGCUCGCAGCAAUCCCGAUGAUAAUGAAUUCCUGAUUCGCAGUAAUAAUAACAACACAACAACAACAACAAAUAAUAACAAUAUUUACGUUAAUGGUGGAUGAAAAAGUUACUGUAAUCAGUUCGAAUCAAGAGAUAAUGAAAAAAAAAUUGCCAAGAAAAAAAAUAAUUUUAAGUAAAAAAUUGACGAUGAAGAAUAGAAAAAAAAGCAAGAUGAAAGAUGAAUCUCAAAAGUGGUUGUUAUAAUCAAAAUCUUUGAUAACUAACGAUGUUUCAAUAAAAAAAAAAAUUAUUAACUUUACUGAAGCUGACAAUUUAUGCUUCGACCAUCAUCAAAAAAAUUUUCAUCCCGUAAUCCUGUUUUAAAUUUUUAUUC